This is a messenger RNA of Penicillium vulpinum, 978 nucleotides long. RefSeq lists its product as uncharacterized. The coding region runs from base 1 to 978 and encodes 325 amino acids. The record is from RefSeq and is a predicted model, not a curated record. Lineage: Eukaryota; Fungi; Ascomycota; Eurotiomycetes; Eurotiales; Aspergillaceae. The transcript is spliced from 2 exons.
AUGGCAACAUCACCUCCCAGCACAACUCUCAGUCAGACCUUUUCCCCUAAUAAUACCACUCAACAGCAAGGGAGCAAAUCUGGGUCAUACAACUUGCAAGUUGAUACAGUACACAUCGAUAAUGAAGAAAUCCAUUCUUGUAUGGGGAAAACCUACUCGAAGAACGUGUCUGGCAAUAAUAGGUGUGAGCCACACGAGUAUAGAAAUGAGCAUGCCUCCCACACUCGUCCAUCACUAUCCUGGACUGACUGGUCGCAACAAUACGCUUGGGAACUUGAUGGUAUACUGCAGCAAGGUCUUUCGGCGAAUGAUCCUCAACUGCCACUGUCGACUGACUGGUCGCAACAAUACGCUUGGGAACUUGAUAGUAUACUGCAGCAAGGUCUUUCGGCGAAUGAUCCUCAACUGCCACUGUCGACUGACUGGUCGCAACAAUACGAUUGGGAUUUUGAUGCCUUUCGGUACAUGAUCCUCAACUGCCACCGUCGACUGACUGGUCGCAACAAUACGAUUGGGAUUUUGAUGGUAUACUGCAGCAAAGCCUUUCGGUACAUGAUCCUCAACUGCCACCGUCGACUGACCGGUCGCAACAAUACGAUUGGGAUUUUGAUGGUAUACUGCAGCAAAGCCUUUCGGUACAUGAUCCUCAACUGCCACCGUCGACUGACUGGUCGCAACAAUACGAUUGGGAUUUUGAUGGUAUACUGCAGCAAAGCCUUUCGGUACAUGAUCCUCAACUGCCACCGUCGACUGACCGGUCGCAACAAUACGAUUGGGAUUUUGAUGGUAUACUGCAGCAAAGCCUUUCGGUACAUGAUCCUCAACUGCCACCGUCGACUGACCGGUCGCAACAAUACGAUUGGGAUUUUGAUGGUAUACUGCAGCAAAGCCUUUCGGUACAUGAUCCUCAACUGCCACCGUCGACUGACCGGUCGCAACAAUGCUCUUCCGACCUUCUGCAGCAAGAUCCUUUGCUAA